This is a messenger RNA of Drosophila hydei, 2827 nucleotides long. RefSeq lists its product as uncharacterized. Bases 446 to 2551 code for a protein of 701 amino acids. Lineage: Eukaryota; Metazoa; Arthropoda; Insecta; Diptera; Drosophilidae. The record is from RefSeq and is a predicted model, not a curated record. The transcript is spliced from 4 exons.
CGGCCGCGCACACAGAGUCGCGCUUUAAAAUUCGCAUAGUGCGCGUAAAGCGUUCGAUUGCUUGCGGUCGCGCCAUCUCGCUCGCUCGUACACGAACGUAUUCGCAAUGAAAAGCGACUGCGUCUGCGUUCGCAUUGGUUCUACGGAGAGCGCUGUUACAGAAAAGCUGUUGUUGUUAAGCUUAAGCAGAAAAGGUGUCAACGCCGGCGUCGACGUCAACGCAAACAGCAAGAGCAAAGUGUAUGGAGCGUGUUUCGCAUUGCAUGUGAUUUAGUCGAACUGUGAGCGAGUUCAUUUUCACAGACAACUGCUAAUUGCUAACAACAACAAUAGCAAAAGGAAAACAUACACAAGUCCCAAAUCCCAAAUCAAACGAUCUACAAAAGCCAUAUAAACAUAAACAUUAACACUGAACGCUUUGAAUUAACGCGUUUUGCGAGACAUCAUGGAUAUCGACUCAAAAGCCUCGAAGCGCAUUGAAAUUCAACAGUUUCUACUGGAUGUGCGUGCCCACUUUCGUGCGUCGCUAGCGACAUCAGAGUAUGAGAAUACUUCGAAUCUGUUCCAUGUGACGGCAGCCGAGCAGACGCAGGAGCUGCUGCAGCGCUGUGAGCAGCUGCUGGACAGCUAUGCAGACGAACAGGCGGCAACAACAUCAACAGCAGCAAAUGAUGCCACAGCCACAACAGCAUCCAUUAAAUCAAAUGGCUGCAACGAAGUGGGCUCCGAGACCGGUUGCUAUCUGGAUAUGAUGUCCUCAACAUCAGCAUCAGCAGCAGCUUUAGCAACGCCAAUUGCAGCCGCCGCCUCAAAGACUUCGCUGUGCGCCUCGAGGGAGUACAUCGAUCUGAGCAGCAGUCCGUCGUUGAGCAGUGAUAAAACCUUUCGUUGCUCUAGCAAUCAUCAUUUGGAAUUGGAGCAGCAGCUUCCCCAGCACUCGCAGCACUCGCAGCUCUCACAGCACUCACAGCACUCACAGCCUCCACAGCAGGAGCAGCAGCUGUAUGACAUUUGCCAAAAUCCUGGAGAAGAUGAAACCCAACAGGUCUUUGCGCACGAACUGUUUAUCAAUUGCCCCUACGCCGAUCUGCCCGCUGGACAUUUGGCCUUGCAGCGUUCCAUCAAAUUUGGCCAAUUGCAUCGCAUUGAGAAGCGUUUGUUCUUCGAUCAGACCAAGAAAUAUUAUUGUGGCAUCUUGAAUGAUUGGAUGCUGUGCUAUGCUGACGGUCCGACCUCUUGCCGGCCCAGCAGUAGCCUCUAUUUGAAGAGCUCGGCCAUUGAGAUCGAGCAUUUUGGUGAGGGUAAACGUCGCGAGGUUUGCUUUCAAAUCACCACCGCCGAUCCGGGCAAGAAGUUUGUCUAUCAGGCGAACAAUGAGGUCGAUGCCAAAGAGUGGAUACAUGCCAUUGAGGCGGCCAUACGUGGCGAGGCCGUUGCGCAGGCGACGCUCAAAUCGCUGCGCAAACUGCCCACACCUCCGGUCAUGAAGAGAAACAGCUUUGCGCCCUCGACGACGACAACGAUGACCAACAAUGACAGCAUCUAUGAGGAGCCAUCGCCCAUAUACAACUUUGGCGAGGCACUGACACCGCCACGCCUGCCCGACAAGUGCAACAGUCCGAGUGCAUUGGCCAAACGUUUCGAAUAUGACAUACCAAAGUGUCCGCCCCAGCCACUGGUCAUGGACGAGGAGCCAGCUGGCAAUGAGGUGGAAACAGCUGAGCUGCUCAAUGGUGGCGGUGCAGGUUGUAGUGGUGCUAUAGCGAGUGGUAGUGCUAGCGCUGCAGCUGCUGAGCUCAAGGCACAGCCACAGCCGCAAUCAUCCAGCUUGCAUGGCAACUUGGCGCUAGAUUUUCAGGCCAAGGUCAAGACGGUGCACAGCGAGCUCUCUAGUCAGCUGACGAGUCCGGAGCGCCUGAAGAAGGCUGCCAAGAAGAGCUAUUCGUGUGGCACCAACAACGAACCGGAGUUGCUCGCCCUAACCAGCAACAACGGUAGCAGCUGUAGUCCAGCCACACUCAAGGAGCAAAAGAAGCAGCGCAAGGCGGUGCAGACACCGCCAACGAGUCCACAGAAGCCGCCCAGCAAGGAUUGCGACAAGCUGGCACGCAAUUGGUUUCUCAGUCGCCUGAACAAGUCCAGUGCGGGCCAGAGUUCGCGUUCGACGGGUGGCGCCACGAGCAACCCCACCAGCAUACCACCAAAUGCCAAAUGCAAGCAGAGCGAAAAAGAGAAUCUACUCAACGGAUUGGAUCUAUGCGAUGGCAGCUAUGAUACAGCGCCUAACGAACUGCAGCAGCAUCAGCAUCAGCAGCAGCAGAGCAGCAAUCCAACAUCGCCCUGCCUGAAGGCGGAGGCCAAGAGCAAGGUGAACAUGAUCAUCAAUCAGUUCGAGAGCAGCGGCCAUCUGUCCACCAUGUUCAGCGUGGAGGCAUUGGCAGCCAAUGCACUGGCCUCUCUGACAUCCUUUUGCGAGAGCGACAACUGCAACAACUAUGAGCCAAUUAUGCCGUUGGCAACGCCGCCCAGCAGCUAUCUCAAAAAGGUGUAGGAUGUGGCAUACUGGAUCAUCUAUCAUACACAGAUUUAAAUAUAUAUGUAGAGUUAGGCUAGCGACAAAACACAUACUUUUCAUGUUUAUCCUUUCUCAACAUUGACAUAAAAUUGUAAUAUCAAAACAUAAAUUGGUUAUAUAUACAUUGGUAUAUAUAUAUAUAUAUGUUCAAAGGGGUAUUUAUGCAAGUGUGUUCGUGUGUGUGAGUGUGAGAGUAUGUAAGCGUGCGCAUAACAGCUUGCAAUAUAGCGAGGUAGUUAAUGCCAAGUCGUU